Rubroshorea leprosula is the source of this 575-nucleotide messenger RNA. NCBI's taxonomy places the organism in Eukaryota, Viridiplantae, Streptophyta, Magnoliopsida, Malvales, Dipterocarpaceae. The record is from the annotation of a GenBank genome assembly.
CUAACCUGCAGCAGGAUGCUCAAACCUUUCUGGAAUUUGGGAGUCGAAUGUUGGUCAUAUAUAGUCGACUCUUUGAGGCCUUAGAGUCGACUCUAACCUGCAAGUCGACUCUACCACCCACCCGGUUGCUGGCAUUGGUUGCUGCGCGGGGACCGGAGUUUGGGAGCACUUUCAGCAACAAGAGGCUUGUUGCUGAAAGUGCAAGAGGUGUUCAAAAGAGGGACACUUUCAGCAACUUGUCCCUUGUUGCUGAAAGUGCAAGGAGUGGCCGGAGUUGGGAGCACUUUCAGCAACAAGAGGCUUGUUGCUGAAAGUGUAAGAGGUGAUAAAAAAGAGAGACACUUUCAGCAACAUGCCCAUUGUUGCUGAAAGUGAAUUUCAGCAACGAGUUCCUUGUUGCUGAAAAGUGGAGCUCAUUUAAAUGGCAAAGAAUUCACCGGAAAAUAUCAGCAAGAUGAAGUAUGUUGCUGAAAGUUACUUUCAGCAACAAAAAGUGUAUUGGUGAAAGUGGGGCAGCUUUUUGCAUGGAUUGGUGCACUGUAGCACUUUCAGCAACAUAAAGCUUGUUGCUGAUA